CCUGGUAAGUGUAGGCAGUGCAUUCUUUAAAUAUCAGGACCUACGGACUGACUAGAAAUAACAAUACAGGCAUUUUCUGAUUGAAUGGCAAACCUUGGCCUGGAAAAGGAAACUAAAAUGGCAUGGAAUAUUUAUAUCUGAGCUGAUUUUUAAUGGGGGCAGGAUUCAGAGUUUCCUGGACCUUUUCAAGAGAGGUUCACAGAUUGAAGAUUGAGCAGUGAGAGAAAACAAGUUUUCCUAAUCCACAGGAACAAAGUAACAAGUCUGGGAAUGCCUCUUCUAAAAAACUGAAAUGCACAGAGAUAGCAACAUUUCCAUGGUUACAGCGAGGCCUUGCAAUCCUUUAUAUUUUUAAUACAUGCAUGUUUCUAUAAGGUUAAAAAGGAAAGGACAGUUGGAUUGUAAAUCAAUAUUCUCUGCUUAAUAAGUGAUGUGAUGCGAGUACUCUGAAGUGCACACAGACAGAACACACUAACAGAGCAUGCCUCUGAGUCCGGCAGCCGGCAAACAUGAGCCAUCCGAUCAGCAGCAUCAGGAGGAGGUGCAGCAGUGUGCUACCAACGGCAACCAAGGGGACUCGGACAGCUCAAGAGAAGACACCAUCUACGACACGAUCCGGGCCACCUCCGAGAAAUCCCCCACCAGCCCCAUGGAGGAACCCCAGGGCAAUGCCAUCGUCAUCCGCAUAGGGAUCCCGGACCUGCAGCAAACCAAAUGUUUGAAGUUCAAUGCAGAAGCCCCAGUCUGGUCCUCUAAGCAGCGGAUAUUAUGUACUCUGAAUCAGAGUCUGAAAGAUGUGCUGAAUUAUGGACUCUUCCAGCCAGCAUACAAUGGAAAAGCAGGAAAAUUUUUGGAUGAAGAACGACUUUUAAAGGAAUACCCACUGCCCUCCAUCACCCCUGUUCCUUACCUUGAGUUCCGUUACAAGAGAAGAGUUUAUACUCAGAGCCACCUGGAUGACAAGCAGCUGGCCAAGCUUCAUACAAAGGCUAACCUGAAGAAGUUUAUGGAACAUGUCCAGCAAAAGAACAUUGAAAAAGUCUCAAAAUUUUUGGAGAGAGGGCUUGAUCCAAAUUUCCAUGAUCCGGAAACAGGAGAAUGCCCACUGACAAUGGCUGCACAGCUUGAGGGAUGUGCGGAGGUGAUCAAACUGCUGAAAAAUGGUGGGGCACAUUUAGAUUUCAGAACCAGGGAUGGCAUAACAGCUCUUCACAAGGCGGUGCGGACCAAGAACCACACAGCCCUUAUUACGCUGUUAGACCUGGGCGCGUCUCCUGAUUACAAGGACAGCCGGGGUCUCAGUCCACUGUACCACAGUUCCAUGGUAGGAGGAGAUCCCUACUGCUGUGAGCUGCUCCUCCAUGAUCACGCAGUGGUGGGCUGUGUGGAUGAGAAUGGCUGGCAGGAAAUUCACCAGGCCUGUCGCCAUGGGCAUGUUCAGCACUUGGAGCACCUCCUGUUUUAUGGAGCAGAUAUGAGUGCCCAGAAUGCCUCUGGAAACACCGCUCUGCAUGUCUGUGCCCUCUACAACCAGGAUAGCUGUGCAAGGGUUCUUCUGUUUCGUGGUGCGAAUAAAGAAAUAAAAAACUACAACAGUCAAACAGCAUUCCAGGUGGCUAUUAUUGCUGGGAAUUUCGAUCUGGCUGAAAUUAUUAAAAAUCACAAAGAAACUGAUGUUGUGCCUUUCAGGGAAACCCCCACUUACACCAACCGGCGGCGAGUCACAGGAAGCGGCACCCUCUCAUCCCCGCGCACCUUACUGCGCUCCGCCAGCGACAACAACAUCAAUGUGGAGGGCCGGCCCUCGCACUCGCCCGUCCCCUCGCUCAGGAGCUUACCCCCUCAGCUGGCCGGGCAGCAGGCCCCCGAGGUGGCCGACAGCAGCCUGCAGAGCACCGCCAGCUCCCGCAGCUCCCACUCGCGCUCGCCCUCCCUGCAAUGUGUCCAGGAGGAGAAGGAGACAGAGAACCUCACCCUCAGGAGACACAGCCGGGGACGUCUCAGCCCCAGCACGGUUACCCCCGAGCCGAGCCCCCCUCCACAGCCACCAGCCCUUACUGGGCAUCGUGGGCCCAAAAGGAAACUCUACAGUGCAGUUCCUGGGCGUACUUUCAUCGUGGUGAAACCCUACACACCCCAAGGAGAAGGCGAGAUCCAACUGAACCGAGGAGAAAGGGUUAAGGUACUGAGUAUCGGAGAAGGGGGAUUCUGGGAAGGAACAGUGAAAGGGCGUACGGGCUGGUUCCCUGCAGAAUGUGUGGAAGAGGUUCAAAUGAGGCAAUAUGACCCACGGCAAGUCCGUUUUGUACUUAUUCCUGCAUUCCCCACUUCUUACUUGCAUCGGCCGUAUUUCCGUCUCUCUCUCUUUCCAUCCAGCCUUCCCCUAAUCUCUCCUGCUUCUCCGCAGCUUCCUCUGUCUCCCCCUGCUUGUCAGACCCUCGCUCUCACUCACUCCCUCUGCCCCUUAGACUGCAAUGUUGUUCAGCUUUUCUUAGAAAAGGGAGGCUGGAUUGUAAGUGGCUGCUCUUGCUUAUCCACCAAUGCUCUGUUUGUUCACUAUGCCCAAGUGAUUGUCUUGGAUCAUACGGACGGACAUUGGGUGUCUCACAGGAUGGUGCUGAACUCUGACCUGGUGGCCCUGUUCUCUUUUCUCCCCAGUGAUUACAUCAUUGAGGAGAAGGAUGCAAUCCUGCAGAAGAAAGAGAAUGAAGGCUUUGGAUUUGUGUUGCGUGGAGCUAAAGCCGAGACGCCCAUUGAGGAGUUCACCCCCACACCAGCAUUCCCAGCGCUACAGUACCUGGAGUCUGUGGAUGUGGAAGGAGUGGCCUGGAGGGCAGGACUGAGGACAGGAGACUUUCUCAUCGAGGUCAAUGGAGUGAACGUGGUUAAAGUUGGGCACAAGCAGGUGGUGUCCUUGAUCCGACAGGGUGGGAAUCGUCUCCUCAUGAAGGUAGUGUCAGUGAGCCGCAAGCCAGAGUCGGAGGAAGUUGUCCGGAAGAAAGCUCCCCCGCCCCCGAAGAGGGCGCCCAGCACCACCCUCACCCUGCGCUCCAAGUCCAUGACAGCCGAGCUGGAGGAGCUCGCAUCCGCAAGGAGGAGACGAGGGGAAAAACUGGAUGAAAUGCUAGCUGCACAAGAACCAACCCUGAGACCUGAAAUCGCAGAAGCAGACUACAGGGCAGCCACGGUGAAGCAGCGUCCAACAAGCAGGAGAAUCACACCAGCAGAGAUCAGUUCACUGUUUGAGCGUCAGGGAAUGCCUGUACACUCUGGACUUCCUCCAGGGGUGGAGAAAUCCCACAUCCCUUUGCCAAAAGGAAUGCCCAGAACUAAAUCCGUAGGGGCGUCUGAAGAAGACCGAUUGUCAGCUUCUACAGGGGAACCCCGGUUUCCCAGGAGUUCAUCAAUGACAGAUAGCCUUAGAGACAGCCACAGUAUCCCUCCGCCUCCCCAGACUGCCCCUCCUCCUCCCCCAUCUCCCUAUUAUCUGGACACUGGUCCACCUCCAGCCUUCUGUCCCCCACCCCCCCCAGGACGGAUUCAUGAUCAAACACGCUCUAGUUUUAAACCGGGAUCAGAGGCCAAAAUCCAUGGGCUGCCACAGGUAGUGACUACUGCUGAGAUCUAUGAACCUCCCCGACCUUCAGCCGCUCAUGCUGAGCGCCAGAAAAAAGCCCGUUCCAUGAUCAUCUUGCAGGACUCCUCGCACCUUCCUGUGGAGCCCACAGACAUCCCACGACCAGGACCUUCUGCCACGCCUCCUGAGAAAAUUAAGAGGAAAGGGAGGGUUAUUGACAACCCUUAUGCUAAUGUUGGCCAGUUUAGCAUUGGGUUAUAUGCUCCCACCAAACCCCAGCGCAAAAAGAGCCCUUUGGUUAAACAACUGCAGGUAGAGGAUGCUCAAGAAAGAGCGUCCUUGGCCAUGGCUUCUGCUCAUGCCAGGGAGCACUCACCAACAGGGAGACUAUCUCAUAUUAGCAGGGCAGAGUACCAACAUCAGCUUAUCCAGGAGAAAGUUAGAGCCCAAAUCGAAGGAAAAGGCCCUUUUGCUGCUGCUAUUGCCGGAGCUGUGAAAGACAGAGAGAAGCGAUUGGAAGAGAGGAGGAAAUCCACAGUCUUCCUAUCUGUGGGCGCCAUUGAAGGUAGCACUACGGUCCCGGAGCCCCCAUCCCUGACCCAGUCUAGGUCUAUUGAUGAGCGACUACUGGGCAGCAGGGACCAGCUGGGCCAGCUACCUCCCCCAGCCCCUGCUCUCAGGCCUUCACCGGGCGGAACCACUUUCAUCCACCCUCUCACUGGAAAGCCCCUUGACCCAAACUCACCACUGGCACUUGCGCUGGCCGCAAGAGAACGGGCACUGACUUCCCAGGCUCAGUCACCAUCUAGCAGCCCAGAACCUAGGACUAAAAUGGAUAAAACAGGGCCUUUGUUUGUGGACACCCAGACCAAAGAGGCAGAGCGAUCAGAUACAGAGGGUGGGGGAUUGAUAUCUCCCCCUUUCUCCCCAGGAACUAAAGGAGGAUAUGGACCCAGUCUAGGCACAACAACCCCCACUAAGAGCCAAUGGGGGACUCCAUCAACUCUCCGCAGAGAGAUUGAGACAAGGACUGACAAGGCAGAGGAAAGAAAACCAGAAGACAAGAAAAGUAUGAUUAUCAGUAUCUUGGAUACAUCCCAGCAGAAGACGGCUGGCCUGAUCAUGGUUCACGCAACAAGUAAUGGGCAAGCAGUAGGACUGGAUUUGGAGGAACCUUCCAUAGCUUCUAAAGGUGCCCUGCCUGAGCCCUCCAAGCACUCCCCAGAUGAAGCGAAGCUCAUACAACCACCCAGCCCUGCUGCCACGACCGCUCAACCGCCAGCCAGCUCGUCAACUGAAAAAACACUGGCUCAAGGCAGUUCCGAGGAGGAAGUAGAGCCCUACACCGUCACCCUCCCACCUGCCCAGUUGUCCUCCAGCGAUGAAGAGACAAGGGAAGAACUUGCAAAGAUUGGGCUCGUGCCACCGCCGGAUGAGUUUGCCAAUGGUGUCCUGGUGAAGGUCCCAGGGACACCUAUACCGCAGCAGACCAAGCCUAUUGCACCUUCCGCCUCAACCCAAGCAGCAACAGCAGCAGCAGCAGCAGCACUUCCUACUGCUGGUGGAACACCCUCAGGGAAGCCCUCAGACACCCCCUUGGUGCCUGAGUCUGCAGCCGACUCAGGUGUGGAAGAAAUAGACACCCGGAGUUCCAGUGACCACCACCUGGAGACAACAAGUACCAUCUCCACCGUCUCAAGCAUGUCCACCCUGUCGUCGGAAAGCGGCGAGCCCACCGAUACUUACACCUCCUUUGCCGACGGGCAGACUUUUAUACUCGAGAAGCCGCCAGUGCCUCCAAAGCCAAAACUCAAGUCCCAGCUCAGCAAGGGGCCGGUGACCUUCAGGGACCCUCUAUUGAAGCAGUCUUCGGAUAGCGAGCUCCUCUCCCAGCAACAUGCGGCCGCGCUGGCUGCAGCCGCCGGCACUGGCCGACCCCGCUACCUCUUCCAGAGAAGGUCCAAGCUUUGGGGGGAUCCCGUGGAGAUGCGUCCAAUCCCUGGGGCCGAGGACGGCAAGCCCACUGUGAUCAGUGAACUGAGCUCCAGGCUACAGCAGCUGAAUAAGGACACACGGUCCCUCGGGGAAGAGCCAACUGGAGCAACACUGGAUCCUGGAAAAAAGUCCCCUGUGGUGGGUGCAAGACUUUUCAGUAGUUUAGGAGAGCUCCACACCAUUUCCCAGAGAAGCUACGGAACGACGUACACAAUCAGACCAGGCAGCCGCUACCCUGUGACCCGCCGGACUCCGAGCCCAGGCAAAGUCCCCGCGGCCACGGACAGGACAGACCCUCUGGGCCCCACUCGGCCCUACGCCCACUCCACAUCCCCCACCACCCCUCCCACCAUCCUCAAGUCAUCGAGCCUCAGCAUCCCUCACGAGCCCAAGGAAGUGCGCUUCGUCAUGCGGAGCGCCAGCGCCCGGAGCCGCUCCCCCUCGCCAUCCCCCUCUCCCACCCUGGGCUCCCCUCUGCACCCCCUGCGACCCUUCAUCCAGAAGCCCCUUCACCUGUGGAACAAGUACGACGUGGGGGACUGGCUGGAGAGCAUCAACCUGGGGGAGCACCGCGAAAGGUUCCAGGACAACGAAAUCGAGGGCUCGCACCUGCCUGCCCUGACCAAGGACGACUUUGCUGAGCUGGGAGUUACUCGCGUAGGCCACCGGAUGAACAUCGAACGAGCUUUGAAACAGUUACUAGAGAGUUGACCUCCACAAGCCCUUCUAGUCUGUCGAAGCUUUUUUUUAAUUUUUCCCCCCCUUUUUUUAAAAACAGAUAUGAUAUUUAUACUCUACUCACUGCAUUGCACUGAAUGGAAGACAGAAGAAUAAACGCCUUCCUAUACAGCCUCCCCACUCCAUCUCCACUCACCCAUGCAAUCAGCCGGCCAGCCAGUCUGUCUGUGUGGAGUGACGUCCUUCUUUGCAAAAGUGAAUGUUGCAUGACCUCCACCAGAAUGUCCCGUUUUUGAUGAAUGCUUGGUGUGGCUCCCCAACCCCAACCCAAUCCUCUGCCGCCCCCCCCCCCCUCCUUCCCAGGACUCUCAUCGUUUCAGCCUUUUUUUUCUUUUCCAGCUUGAAAUGAACAGGAGAGUCUCGAUCUGAAAGGAAAAUUCAGUUGCCUUUCGAAGUAUUCACAAAUCGACAUUGACAAACAGAAAACUGACACACAAAAAAAGACUUUGUUUUCCUCCGUGAGGGAAUUUCAGCUGCCUCACACAUUUGGAAUUCUUUUUAAUUCAGCAUUUGGC
Lepisosteus oculatus (spotted gar) is the source of this 6825-nucleotide messenger RNA. The record is from RefSeq and is a predicted model, not a curated record. Lineage: Eukaryota; Metazoa; Chordata; Actinopteri; Semionotiformes; Lepisosteidae.